AUUUCAUUAUAAUUCAGUAGUCUAUAAAACAGGAGAAUCAUUCAGGUGUGUUUUUUUGUUUAAUGUGUUUAAAGUGAAAUUGUAAUGAGCUGAAAUGAAAAAACCAGGUCGUGUUUCCGUUCAUUUAUUUAGACAGGUUUUGGCAGCGAUAGCCACCAGCCUCCAUGGCUUGAGUGCGGGCAUUGUCUUUGGUCACAGUGCAGUUCUGCUGCCCCAGCUUAAAGAAGACCAUACCAUCGUCUAUGAUGCAAAAUAUGACUCUUGGAUCGCGUCCAUCACUGCGUUAUGUAUGGCCUUGGGCUGCAUCAUCGCAGGAUCCAUAAUAGACAGAUUCGGACGAAGAGUUGGCCUCAUCUUCCUGGCAAUCCCUUUCGUUUUCUCCUGGCUCCUCAUGGCCUUCUCUAAAAGUGUAAGCCUGUUAUUGAUAGGAAGAGCUAUAACUGGUAUAUGCUCCGGUGCUUUCAGACCAAUGUCUAUUGUCUACAUAAGCGAAGUGUCAGAUCCAAAACACAGAUCCAUGUUACUGGUUUCAACAUCACUAUCAUCAAAUAUAGGAGUUCUUAUAGCUCACUCUGUAGGAACAUAUUUAUAUUGGAAAACUGCUUCGAUUGUCUUCUGUGUACCUAAUUUGUUAGCUGUAGUUAUUCUCUUGUAUUUAAAAGAAAGCCCUUUAUGGUUAAUUUCAAAGGGAAAAACUAAUGAGGGCUCUAACAUUUUUUACUGGUUUAGAGAAAAAACUGAAGCAGCCAAUAAUGAAUUAAGUAUUGUAAUAAAUAAGCAAAAAAUAAAAUCUCAGGAUCUUAAUAUUAAAGAUACAUUUAAAGUAGUUUUUAGUAAAGCAUUCCUAGGGCCAUUUGCAAUAUGUUUUGUUAUUUUUGCUGAAGCUCAAUUUUGUGGCACAAAUGUUUUAAAUUUUUACGCUGCAGAUAUAAUAAAAAGUACAUUUUCUGAUAAUGUUGAUAAUUUCUCAAUAAUGAUGCUUGUUGACGCACUUAGGGUAGGUGGAACUGGGACAGUUUUUUGUACUGUAAAACAUGUUCCCAGACGGUUUCUAUAUUUAUUAUGUAGUAUUAUAACCACUGUCUGCAUAUUUUGCCUGGCAUCAUAUUUAUAUUUCGAAACUUCAAACUUACUGUGGUUUGGUUUAAUGUCUUUAGUUUUGUAUAUAUAUUUUUCUGUUACAUUAAUAAGUACUGGAUGGUCUUUCACUAGUGAAAUGUAUCCAAGUUCAGUACGAGGGUUAGGUUCGGCAGCAACAUCAAGUAUGUCAUUUCUGUUACUUUUUAUUAUUGUGAAAAUAGCUCCCGGAAUUAUCGAUACUUUUGGUAUAUCCGUAUUUUAUCUUAUGUGUGCAUCGAUAACUGCAGUUAGCACUGUGAUAUUGUACUUUGUGUUGCCAGAAACCAAUGGUAAAACGUUGCAAGAAAUUGAAGACAGUUUAAACAAACAAAAAGAACAAGAAAUAUCAAUAGACAGAGCAUCAUCAGAGCAAACUAAAAUCUAACAUUGUCAAUUCUUUGUACUUAGAAAUAAGACUGAUAGUGAGGGUUCUGUAUGAAUACUACUACUGUAAAAAAAUAAACUUAUCCAUUUAA
Messenger RNA from Amyelois transitella, 1595 nucleotides. Its product is annotated as facilitated trehalose transporter Tret1-like. Gene Ontology annotation, molecular function: transmembrane transporter activity. Gene Ontology annotation, cellular component: membrane. Lineage: Eukaryota; Metazoa; Arthropoda; Insecta; Lepidoptera; Pyralidae. The transcript is spliced from 3 exons. Gene Ontology annotation, biological process: transmembrane transport. Bases 95 to 1504 code for a protein of 469 amino acids. The record is from RefSeq and is a predicted model, not a curated record.